AUGGGUUCCGACGUGCGGGACCUGAACGCGCUGCUGCCCGCCGUGUCCUCGCUGGGCGGCGGCGGCGGCUGCGGGCUCCCCGUGAGCGGCGCGGCGCAGUGGGCACCCGUGCUGGACUUCGCGCCUCCGGGCGCCUCGGCUUACGGGUCGCUGGGCGGUCCCGCGCCUCCGCCCGCUCCGCCGCCGCCGCCGCCGCCACCCCACUCCUUCAUCAAGCAGGAGCCCAGCUGGGGCGGCGCCGAGCCGCACGAGGAGCAAUGUCUGAGCGCCUUCACCUUGCACUUCUCUGGCCAGUUCACCGGGACAGCAGGGGCCUGUCGCUACGGACCCUUCGGUCCUCCCCCGCCCAGCCAGGCGUCCUCGGGCCAGGCCAGGAUGUUCCCCAAUGCGCCCUACCUGCCCAGCUGCCUGGAGAGCCAGCCCACCAUCCGCAACCAAGGAUACAGCACGGUCACUUUCGACGGGGCGCCCAGCUACGGUCACACGCCCUCGCACCAUGCGGCGCAGUUUCCCAACCACUCCUUCAAGCACGAGGACCCCAUGAGCCAGCAGGGCUCUCUGGGCGAGCAGCAGUAUUCGGUGCCACCCCCGGUGUACGGCUGUCACACCCCUUCGGACAGCUGCACAGGCAGCCAGGCCCUGCUGCUGAGGACGCCCUACAGCAGUGACAAUUUAUACCAAAUGACCUCCCAGCUUGAAUGCAUGACCUGGAAUCAGAUGAACCUAGGAGCCACCUUAAAGGGCCACAGCACAGGAUAUGAGAGUGAGACCCACACAACCCCCAUCCUCUGUGGUGCCCAGUACAGAAUACACACCCAUGGUGUCUUCCGAGGCAUUCAGGAUGUGCGGCGUGUGUCUGGAGUGGCCCCAACUCUUGUCCGGUCAGCAUCCGAGACCAGUGAGAAACGUCCUUUCAUGUGUGCUUACCCGGGCUGCAAUAAGAGAUAUUUCAAGCUGUCCCACUUACAGAUGCACAGCCGGAAGCACACUGGUGAGAAACCAUACCAGUGUGACUUCAAGGACUGUGAGAGAAGGUUUUCUCGCUCAGACCAGCUCAAAAGACACCAAAGGAGACACACAGGUGUGAAACCAUUCCAGUGUAAAACUUGCCAGCGAAAGUUUUCCCGGUCCGACCACCUGAAGACCCACACCAGGACUCAUACAGGUAAAACAAGUGAAAAGCCCUUCAGCUGUCGGUGGCACAGCUGUCAGAAAAAGUUUGCCCGGUCAGAUGAAUUAGUCCGCCACCACAACAUGCACCAGAGAAACAUGACCAAACUCCAGCUGGCGCUUUGA
This is a messenger RNA of Onychomys torridus (southern grasshopper mouse), 1296 nucleotides long. RefSeq names its product WT1 transcription factor (gene Wt1). Gene Ontology annotation, cellular component: nucleus. Bases 1 to 1296 code for a protein of 431 amino acids. The record is from RefSeq and is a predicted model, not a curated record. Gene Ontology annotation, biological process: regulation of transcription by RNA polymerase II. Gene Ontology annotation, molecular function: DNA-binding transcription factor activity, RNA polymerase II-specific; RNA polymerase II cis-regulatory region sequence-specific DNA binding. The transcript is spliced from 9 exons. NCBI's taxonomy places the organism in Eukaryota, Metazoa, Chordata, Mammalia, Rodentia, Cricetidae.